ACUGGUUUACACGCCAGCGUUUUAUUUUCCCUCCACCACCGUCUCGCCGUGCCGGACUCUCAAAUCACCUAACAUCACAGGACGUCCCUGGCCAUUCUGACGUUAAGAAGACUCGAUGAGCGACCAGCUUGAGGAGACGCGUCCCUGGAUACCUGCACUUCAGCUGGCUCUUAACAGAGGCGCCGACAGCUGCCGUUUCUCGGUGCAGUAAGCCAGAGUGAUCGAUUUGUACGAACGGAACGAAGUGGAUGUAUGCCAGUGUAUUGGAAUUUCUCAGUGUGUUUGGAGCUUAUACGACAUUAGGCGCGCACGACGACCAGUGCGUUCGUAGUAUACUCGUUUUAAUCGAGAAUGGUGUCGUAGGUAAUGUCACGUUAGGUUUGUACGACAUCAAGUGUGCGCAUAGGGUAUUAAUUUUAAUCGAGAUAUUGCGUCAUGCGACAUAAGGUUCGUACAACUACCAGUGUGUUCACAGUAUACCCGCUUUAAUCUCAGUGGUGUUCUCGAUAAUGCGAUAUUAGGUUCGUACGACAACCAGUGUGUUCAUGGUAUACUCAUUUUAAUUGGAACCUCGUUGGACCAUGCGACAUCAGGUUUGUACGACAAUUGGUAAGUUCACAGAAUAGUUCAUAGUGUACUUAUUUCAAUCUCAGUCGUGUCUGGAUCAUACGACAUUAGGUUCGUACGGCAACCAGUGUGUUCACAGUAUAUUCGUUUUAAUCUGAACGCCGUUGGGUCUGCGACAUCAGUGUGUUCACAGUAUAGUUCAAAGUGUACUCAUUUCGAUCUCGGUGGUGUCUGGACCAUACGACAUCAGGUUCGUACGACAACCAGUGUGUUGACAGUAUAGUUGAUGUUAAUCUGGAUGUUGCAUUAUUACACGGUGGCAGUGCUCAAUUGCCAUGACGAUUGUACAUUUGAAACCAGUUCUUGUUGUUGUUGGGCUCCUCCUGGGUGAGGCGGUCUCGAUGUACAGGAAAACUACAGACAAUGGAACUGACAGUGUUCUCCAUACGCAGUUAGUCUUCUUCCCAAUGAUAUGGGAGGGAGUUAUCGAGGCUGGGGAGCGUGCGCUGCGACAGGAGCGGAACAACGUGACGUCAAACAGCACGUGCGAGCAGCACCUCGCCAUCUAUGCAGAAGGUUUGGCGCAAAGGGCCACCUGGGCAGUAACAAUGUACGACUCAACCGGUAAACAAGGACCCGGAUUACUAGACGGUUGGGUCACGUGGCACGGAAAUUUCUACCGGUGUAUAAAGCUGAAGCACCAACUUCCAGAAACAGACGGUACACCGGAAAGCGAAUAUCUGUACGGGAGAUACUGUUCUGCCAUGUUCGAGGUGCCGGUUUGGCUGAUCAAAUUCAUGAAAGAAAAGGAUCUCCCGUUCAAUGUGCCGCUACCGUCGAUGACGGUGGAUCUGUGUGUUCCGUCUGGAUGCGUCGAGGAAGACCUUGAGACGGUCAUCAAGGCCUACCUUGAAGAGAAAAGCACAGGGGCGGUCCACACUUUGUAUGACGUCACGUGUCACAAGAAUAUCUACAUCGCCGACGACACUGCCGCUGUUAUUUCACUGUCUAUUUUAAUUUCAAUCUUUGUGUGCGUCAUCAUCGGAUCCGUCAUCGACGUGUUCCUCGUACUGCACACGCACGACGUGCAGGAGACUUCCGUCCAGACGAUAGGAGUUCGGGAUCGGGCGGGUAGCCUCCUGUCUCGGGCUGGCAGCAUCUUCUCCAGACAGGGCAGCAUCUUCUCCAGACAGGGCAGCACACUGUCCAGACAGGGCAGCAUAUUAUCCAGACAGAGCAGCAUAUUCUCCGGGCAGGGCGGCAACAGGUCGAAGAUAUUCCGGCGACGCGGCCACCUGCCGUCCUGUACCAGGGAGACCAUCAUCCCCACCGUGGAGGUGGGCUCUCAGGAAAACAUCAUCCAGUCCGGGGACGGCGAUAUCAACAUGUCGACAUCGCCCACGUCGACGACCUUCCAAGACGACGUUUUGUCGUACAUCAUCAGUCACGAUGCUCCGGCGGCGACGGCAGCGAAGUCGAACGAGAAUGACAUCACUCGGGUUGCCGGGCAACGGAACGAUUCGGUUUCUCCGAAGAUUCUCGACGAAGCCGAAGCUAAAGCGAUAGUGAUGAGGUUGAAAGAAGCUAGUGCGUCGCCGCCAAGGAGGAAUUAUCUCAAAGAAGAGCACGCGCAUGGGCACCAGACGUCGCUGGAGCCAAUCAACGAGCUGCACAAUCUGUGCAGCACGCCUCCCUCUGAACCAGGGCCGGAACAGGAAACUCCAGUUACACGGAGUGUAGGUCAUACCAUCUUUGAAAUCUUUCUGUGUUUUUCCUUUCAACGAAACCUGAAGCGAGUCUUGGGAGAAGGCAGCGCCAACUACCUGUUCUGUCUGAACGGAGUGCGCGUGCUCAGUAUCACGUGGAUCGUGAUGGGCAACACGGUCAGCUUCCUGUACAAGGCCCCGGAUGUUGUAGCAAACAUCGUCGUCAUGGUUGCCGCCUGCCAAUCAUUCGUGAUGCAAGCUAUCAUCAACGCCACCUUCGCGGCUGACACUUUCUUUGUUCUCAGCGGCACGCUACUCGCCUACAACUGGAUGAUUGAAGACCAGAAGGAGAAACUAAAACGCGGAAAGGCGAGAAUGACGAUAAAAUCUCUCCUUAUUCUUUACUUCCAUCGAUUUAUCAGGAUAGCUCCGUGUUACUAUAUCCUGAUACUGACGUUCACAAAUCUGCUUCCCUAUUUCGGAAAAGGACCUCGGUGGAAGUACGUCAGUGACACGAUCCACCAGUGUAAGGACCACUGGUGGGCCAACGCCCUCUUCAUCAGCAAUUUCUACAAGGCAGGCGACAUGUGCAUGUCAUGGACAUAUUACUUGGUAAACGACUUUCAGUUCUACCUCAUUUCACCAAUAAUUCUCAUUCCACUCGCCAAGUAUCCACCCAUAGGCUACAUUCUGUUAUUGCUACUUGUCGCUAUCCAGAUAGUAUCCACCAGUGUUUUAAACGACGACAUCAAUGGCAACAUUCUCAGGAUGGGAGGAGGGUAUUUUGCCAACGUCUAUGCAAAGCCUUAUUGCCGGGUAGGGGUGUUUGCUAUUGGCAUCGCCUUAGGAUACGCCCUCUUCAAGGCAGGGCGGAGAGUUUACUUCAGAAAGACUCCCCUGCUGUUUGGUUGGUGCGUGUCUCUGAUGACGUUGUCGCUGGUGGUGUUCAUCACGUACAGUGAGAACCGCGUGGACGGUGUACACUGGACGUCGUCGCAGUCGGCGAUGUACGAGGCGUUGUCUCGUCCCGCCUGGGCGCUGGCCGUGUCGUGGAUUAUCUUCUGUUGCUGCAUCGGACAAGGAGGUUUCAUAGAGACGUUUCUGUCGUGGAACUUCUUCCUGCCUCUGUGUAGGAUUACAUAUGGGAUCUACCUGAUUCACCCCCUCAUCAUCGUCGUCAUCGUGGACUCGUCCGAACAUCUCAUACAUAUCGGAUCUGGAAGCGUGGUGUCACUGUUCAUUUACGUGUUGGUGUCGUCGAUCGCCUCAGCUCUCGUUCUUAUCACGUUCGUCGAGGGGCCUUUCAUCAAACUCGAGAAAGUCAUUCGCUCCCUGGUGCCGCGAUAACACCCCCAAUUCCGCCCCUCGUAGAACCCAGGGGCGGAUACCUGAAUGUUUGCUUAGCAACACCUCAGCACAUUGUAAGGUGCGGUACUUAGACCCUUGGAAUUCACGUCAUCUUUCGGCGGCAAUUUAUACAAGUAAUAAUGUAAAUACCCGAUAAUAAAACAAAAAUGUCGUUGCA
Gigantopelta aegis is the source of this 3798-nucleotide messenger RNA. RefSeq lists its product as uncharacterized. Gene Ontology annotation, molecular function: acyltransferase activity, transferring groups other than amino-acyl groups. Bases 903 to 3620 code for a protein of 905 amino acids. The record is from RefSeq and is a predicted model, not a curated record. The transcript is spliced from 15 exons. NCBI's taxonomy places the organism in Eukaryota, Metazoa, Mollusca, Gastropoda, Neomphalida, Peltospiridae.